ACGAUUUCUGAUUGGAGAGCCGAUGUCCAGAUGAAACGCCCUAUUUUAGCAUGUUCAGUUGUAUUUUCGCUGCUACUGCCGUUCUUUGCCUUUCGGACCAACCCCUCGAUACGGAUCAAUUUGAGCACCAAAUUUGGACCUCAGUAGCUUGCAACGUUACUGUGGGAAUAACAUCGUCGAUCCCUUCCUGCAUCCAUUCUUCAUAAUUACAGCGACUGACUGUCACAUACUCCUGGAUUUCUGAAUUCUUAGUCCCAAAAAAUAUAGAAACUAUGGAAAAAGCAGAUCUUAUUCAUAGGGCCAAGCUGGCGGAGCAGGCUGAGCGCUACGACGACAUGGCAGAUACCAUGAAGGAGGUUACAGAGAUGGGACAAGAGCUGACAAACGAGGAGAGGAACCUGCUGUCCGUCGCUUACAAAAACGUGGUUGGGGCGAGGCGGUCCGCCUGGAGGGUGAUGUCCAGUAUCGCCAUGAAGACCGAAGCGGGGAACGAGAAGAAGCAGAAGAUGGUCAAGGAGUAUCGGGAGCAGGUGGAGAAGGAGCUGGAAGACAUCUGCGAAAACGUUUUGCAACUGCUGGAUAAUCAUUUAAUUCCAAACUCCACAAAUUCUGAGAGCAAAGUCUUCUAUCUAAAGAUGAAGGGGGACUACUACAGAUACCUUGCUGAGGUUGCUGUUGAUGACAAAAGACAAAAGACCAUUCUCAAGUCACAGGAAGCAUACCAGGAAGCAUCUAACAUCAGCAAUAGUGAGAUGGAGUCCACACAUCCCAUCCGCUUGGGCUUGGCACUUAACUUCUCCGUCUUCUUCUACGAGAUCCUGAAUUCCCCAGAAAAAGCCUGUGAAUUGGCUAAAAAGGCUUUUGAUGAUGCCAUUGCAGAGCUGGACCAGCUAAGUGAAGAGUCCUACAAAGACAGCACUCUCAUCAUGCAGCUCCUCAGAGACAACCUGACAUUAUGGACAUCAGACAAUGCUGCUGAGGAGGGCGAUGGUGGAGAAGGAGGAGAUGGCGGCGAGAAUGAGAACUAAUAACACAAGCCCUCAAUGUUGGGUCAUCUCCAAAAACAAAAGGAAAAAAAAAAACUUUUUACACAUCCUUCAUUCCUUAUUGCUCCUCUCAAACAUUCUACCAAUGAAACCCAUUGCUGAAAAGAGUUGUGUGAGAAAAUUAAAAAAAAAAAAAAGAAAAGAAAAUCAUGUUUUUCACAAUUCAGAUCUGGACAACAACCAGUGAAAAGAGAAACUCUCCAUUCCUUUGAUUUGUAUUCGUCCUGGCCUUCCCAUUUGUGCAGUUUCAGCUGUAGAAAAGUGAUUAAUAGCUUGAUAAGGUAUCAGACUCCUAGCUCACUUUAGAAGCAGAAAAAGUUACUCACUUUGUUGAACAACUGGAAACUUAAAAGCCCAUCAGUUGACAGUUUUUUUCUCUAGCAAAUGUUAGAUAUAAAAAACAUAGUUUCCCCAUACUGUUUUUAAAAGUGAUGGUCUCCUCACAGUUACGUGGUACGGUUACAGCAACUUAACACAGAUUCAACUUUCAUACUGCAGGGAAAGCUAGUGCACUUUUCAUGCUGGCGACAAAUACUUCAAUACAGCCAAGUAGUGCCAAUUGGUUAAAUCCUCACUUUCUGCCCUGGUUAUGAUGCCAUUGUUUCACUGAAGCAUGCCUGUUUGGGAUAGGGAAUGGGGCUUGUCUGACCAGAUGCGGGGACCUUUUUAAUGGGAAGACAAUUCUGUCGUGCAUGUCUCUUGAGAUAUUACACUGGAAUGGGGACAAAUGCUGUAACACACACACACGCAUACACAUACACACACAUGUCCAAGUGUCAAGUUUGGUCAUUUUCAGUGCAGAUUUGUAUACAUCCUACCGAAGGAUGAUUUGUUAGUCUGUCCGGUGAUUGUCAUUAGAAAUUUGGACCACUGUUGUUUUGCUAUUCAUUCAAUUGUAGUCCCCAAAAGCCUUGUGAAACUGUUCAAAUCCCUAUGUAUCAGCUAUGUUAACAUGAAUAAAACAUUUUAUAAACCAA
Scatophagus argus is the source of this 2023-nucleotide messenger RNA. RefSeq names its product 14-3-3-like protein. The transcript is spliced from 6 exons. Gene Ontology annotation, cellular component: cytoplasm. The coding region runs from base 273 to 1028 and encodes 251 amino acids. Gene Ontology annotation, biological process: signal transduction. NCBI's taxonomy places the organism in Eukaryota, Metazoa, Chordata, Actinopteri, Scatophagidae. The record is from RefSeq and is a predicted model, not a curated record.